Molecule: messenger RNA, 5599 nt
Organism: Pristis pectinata (smalltooth sawfish)
Lineage: Eukaryota; Metazoa; Chordata; Chondrichthyes; Rhinopristiformes; Pristidae
Product: synaptosomal-associated protein 25-like
Exons: 8
Coding region: 239-868 (209 amino acids)
Biological process (GO): exocytosis; synaptic vesicle priming; synaptic vesicle fusion to presynaptic active zone membrane
Cellular component (GO): SNARE complex; plasma membrane
Molecular function (GO): voltage-gated potassium channel activity; syntaxin-1 binding; SNAP receptor activity
Source: RefSeq, a predicted model, not a curated record
CUGAUUAGGAAUUGUGGGAGUUACACACCAGCCUCUCACUCGCCGAGGCUUCUUAAACAGUGAUUCAUCCAGAGAUACAACAAAAGGCAGAAGCAGCGGCCAGAGUCCGGAUUUACGCUUAUCUUUUCAUGCACGAAAGAGGCAUUGAGAAAGAUUAACGACCCUUAGAAGCCCCUGUGCAGCCACAAGUCCUUCAGUGUGACGUGCUGCGCUGUCGCAGUGAACCACUGGGAAGGCCAUGGAGGGAAACGUGGAUAUGAGGUCGGAGUUGGAGGAGAUGCAGCGGUGCGCUGAUCAAAUCACGGAUGAGUCCUUGGAGAGCACUCGCCGUAUGCUGCAGCUGGUGGAGGAGAGCAAAGAUGCCGGGAUCAGGACUCUGGUCAUGCUGGAUGAGCAAGGAGAGCAAUUGGAGAGGAUUGAAGAGGGAAUGGAUCAGAUCAAUAAGGACAUGAAAGAAGCAGAAAAAAAUCUGUCGGAUCUGGGCAAAUGCUGUGGUCUUUGUUCCUGCCCCUGCAAUAAGUUAAAGAACUUCGAGGCUGGAGGAGCCUACAAGAAGGUGUGGGGAAAUAACCAGGAUGGUGUGGUGGCCAGCCAGCCAGCUCGAGUGAUGGACGACCGGGAGCAGAUGGCCAUGAGCGGUGGAUAUAUCCGGAGGGUCACAGAUGACGCUCGGGAGAAUGAGAUGGAAGAAAACCUGGAUCAGGUGGGCAGCAUCAUCGGCAACCUCCGACAUAUGGCACUUGACAUGGGCAACGAGAUCAGCUCCCAGAACGCCCAGAUUGACAGGAUUGUCACCAAGGGUGACAUGAACAAAGCCCGUAUCGAUGAAGCCAACAAGCAUGCCAACAAGAUGCUAGAGAGCGGCUGAAGGGAAACACAAGCUUCACCCAUCCUGCCAUACUGCCAGAUUCAUCCAUCAUCCAUUGCAGCAUCUACAAGGUCCAGGAGGGGCAAGUCCCUGUGCUGUGAUAGGAAACCGCAAGGUUCAAUAUCUCUGUACAUUAUAAUUUAUUUUAUAAUUUCUCAGUGUAGCCAAAUGUUCCAGUUGUGGAAAGUGUAUUUUUUUAAGUGUGGAUUUGUAUUAUGGCCUGUUGAAAGAGUAAAUUGUGUAUUUAGUUUUUUAAUCUUUGUACUUGUCAAUGGUUUUUCUGUUUGAGUCUUUCUGUGUAAUAUUGUGAUUAAAAUGUGUGCAUAGCCAAAUGGAAAGUGAGCUCUCUGUGUGUGCAGUUGAACCUCGAUAAACACAAGCCAGGUCCAGCGUCCCUCUCUAACCAGAGGGCUUUAACCUCAGACUUGGCCGCUCGUAGUCUAUUAACCAAAAAAGUCACAGGCAGAUACUCCAGCUGGCAGGGGAUGAGCUAUAUCUUUCCUAUAGUCACAGAUCUGUUAACUGGGAACCUCCAGCUCAAUUUGCUGGGAUUUAUCCCAGUAAAAAAAAAAUCACAAUGAUAAAAUUGUUACAGCACACAAGGAGGCCAUUCCACCCACCGAGUCCGUGCUAGAUGUCUGGAGGCACGAGUGGCCAGCCAUUUCAAUUCCACUUCCCAUUCCCACACCGACACGUCUGUCCACUGCCUCCUCCACUGCCAGGUCACGGCCAAACGAGAAUAAGAGGAACAGCACCUCAUAUUCCACCUGGGCAGUCUUCAACCUGGCGCCAUGAACAGCGAAUUCUCGAACUUCUGGCAACCGCUCCCUAUCCGUCCCUUUCCCCAUUUUUUUUCUUUUUCUCUCCCCUCCUGAUCCAUUUGGCCCCGAUCACCCUCUGUCUUUCCAAUCCUCCACCUGCCCAUCACCUACACACUCCUCCCUCCAGCUCCCCUCCCCACCUCCCUCCCUUUGUUCCAUGCCCCACCGUCCUCUCCUAUCGGAUUCCAUCAUCUUUAGCCCUUUGUCACCUCUACCUAUCACAGCUUCUGACAUCGGUCACAACAUCACCUGGAUCCACCUAUCACCUGCCAGUUCUUGCUCCACCCCUUCCCUUCACCUUUUUCUACUGGCUAUCUCCCCCUUCCAGUCCAGGUGAAGGGUCUCGACCCAAAACAUUGACUGUCCAUUUCCCUCCAUAGAUGCUGCCCGACUCACUGAGCCCUUCCAGUGCCUCUUGUGUUGAUCCUUGACACCUGGGUUUGAUGGGUGCCCAAGAUUUCUUUUCCACUGCCAUUUCAGAACAGUUUGCCUUGUGUACUCUGCCCGUUAAAUCUUUGUGACUUAUGCCAAUAAAUACUGUGUUGUAAUCACAGUUCCUUGUUUAUUGCAAGGGGAUGGGAAUUGGGACAGUUCAAUCCAGGGGAUUCCAAAGUGUGGAUCAGGGUGAGUGUUUAUCAGGAUUCAGCUGCAGAACUUGCUAUAAAGGAGACAGCUUUUUCCCCAAGUGUUUGCCCUUUGAUGGGGUUGGGGUUUCUGCAUCAUUGUGUAGAGCAAGUCAGAGGUGAAACCAAAGGCUUCUUUUUGUACCUUAUACCCUUUAAAGCAUAGAAACAUAACUUAAGACAUUCCGGCCAAAUUUACAGCAAACUUGGGGGUGAGAGGGUAAUUGGAAAGUCCGGACAGAUGUGCUGAGCUACAUCCCAGUAGUUUUCCACUUCCUCCGCACACCACACCCCUCCUCUCAACAAGGCACAUUCCUUUAUUACCCUGGUCCUUCUUCCACUGAUGCCUGAUAUACUCUGACAGAUUUCCCUCUACCUCCUGGUAGGCAUCUCCCUUGGUCCGAUGUGUUUUUUUUGCUGUUUGCACCCCAAAGAUUUAGGAGCCAACCCUGGAUGCCUCCCUUAGGGAAAAUUCACUUCCCUAAGUUCCCCACCCCUCCCCUUCUAGUGGUGUUCCUGGUCCAGGCAGUGGGGGAGCCACGUCUAUGGGGGUGGAACAUGUCCAGAAGAUAUCAAUGCUGCCCCUUUAAGAAAUAGUCCCAAUAUUAGAUUCUCUCUGAGAAUAGUUAAUUGCAGCAAACUUAUUCUUAGAAUAUUGAAACAACAGAUAAAUCGGGCACAAGAGGCCUUAUACAGCAAUUAACCCCUUCAGUCCCUGUCCUGCCUUUGGGAGCUGGAAGUAAGCCUUUCUUCUGUAAUGCAAUGGGGAGAGGGAUGCUGUCUCUUUAAGUGCUUGUUGAGUUGUGGGUUCACUGUGGUCAUCUGAUGGUUUCUGCAGUGACGGACGUCUUCCCUGCAAACUCAUCACGGUCUGACCCCUGAGCCCCAGCCCACUCACACAACUCGCUGGCCUGGUCCAACAUCUGCAUGCGACCAGUGUGGAAGUGUAACUGGCUUUACUUGUUCCCCCCCCCACCUACCACUUCCCCUUCCCCCUUUACUGCUGUCAGUGACAUUGUGGCUGUCCGUGCUCCCUGCGUUCCCAACCCCCUACCCCAGCUUGGAGAUCUGCUCUUCCUCCGCCAACUAAGACCGUGCGUUUGUAGACGGUGCAUGUCAGUGUCCGUAACUGUUGCACCCUUCUGCUGCUCGCAAACCCAGAGCCUCACCACCUCCUUCACCGCCUGUCUUCACUCAGUCGUGACCUGUAACCAUGCCGAGUUACACUGGGUCCUUAAAGCUAGCCUAAACUUAGAGGGAGUUUGCUCUUCGGAUCCCGCCUUAUAAAGAUGAUUCUUUCUCCAUUUUUUGUUGAUAGUUGAUUAUCUUUCCCUCGCCUGUUGUUUUACUCACUGGCUCGGUCAGUCGUGCUGUGAACCCCCGGAUUAACAGUGCGAUUUGUGGACUCUUAUUUAGUCCAGCAGAUAGACGGUUAAUUCUCGGCUGGAAAUUGGCAUCCACGCCUGCAUCUCAAGAUGCACCAAGAUCCGACUCUUCAACCCACUGGGAAAUACACCCUGAUUCAGAUCCUGUUCCUGACAACACCAGAAAACAAAAGUAGUAAAACACUGCAUCCAUCAAAGCUUUUAUUCCAUAUGUUAGCUUAUUGCAAUGAAAAAGAUCCACUCAGUUUAGCUCUGAGUUGCUCAGUGGAGUAAGAUACAGCGAUAUUGUGCCCUGUAUCUAAGGAAAGAUGUGCUGGCCCUGGGCAUGGUCCAGAGGAAGUUCACAAGAAUGAUCCCAGGAAUGAGGGGCUUAACGUAUGAGGAGCGGUUGAUGUCUCUGGGCCUGGACUCGAUGGAGUUCAGAAGGAUGAGGUGGGGGUCUCAUUGAAACCUACCGGAUCCUGAAAGGCCUGGAUACAGUGGACGUGGAGAGGAUGUUUCCAUCAGUAGGAGAGUCUAGGAUCUGAGGGCGCAACCUCAGAAUAAAGGGAUGUCCCUUUAAAACUGAGAUGAGGAGGAAGUUCUUCAUCCAGAGGGCGGUGAAUCUGUGGAAUUCGUUGCCACAGAGGGCUGUGGAGGCCAAGUCAUUGGGCGUAUUUAAGGCAGAGAUUGAUAGGUUCUUGAUUGGUAAGGGGGUUAAGGGUUAUGGAGAGAAAACGGGAGAAUACGGUUGAAAAAAUUAGCCCAUGAUUGAAUGGCAGAACAGAAUCGAUGGGCUGAAUGGCCUAAUUCUGCUCCUAUGUCUUAUGGUCUUAUUAAAGGCCUGGUGUAGGUAGUAUUGACUUUCUAUUGUCACUGUACUUAGGACUGCAUACCUGAAACAAAGAGAGGAAGUCAAGAAGUUGGCAGUAAUAUUGCCUGCUCCUCAAAUGAGAAAGAACAGGUUCAUGUUUUAUUUGGAAAGUUGUGUAUUUCUCUGAUUCUGGGCUGUUGAAUCUCCAACAACUACUGCUAUCAGCAGGCACCUCGGUGUUACUGCAGCAACAGAGCAAAAAGGGCAUGGUUUAUUUUUGCAAUAACUUUGGAAAUGCAAGACCAGCGAGAACGAUAGGCAUAAAAAAUUAAUAACUAUGUCAAACUCCUUCUUUAAGUUUAGUUCCCUGACAUUUUAUAAUAAAAUUGUGUGAAGUAAUUGUCUUGAUUAUAUGUCGGUUAAGUAACCAGCAUAAUCAUUUCAACAGUGUAAAAAGCACAGAUGAAAUGUCAAUCAUGUCUUGCUUAAGCCUGACUUGAAUGUUUUGGUAUGAAUUUGUUUUUAAGAUGUUACAAUGCCAUCGAUUAAAUAUGGGAUGAUGCAUGCCUUACACUUUGUAUCAGGAAAAUGCAACAACUUUGAUCAGCAACCUUACAAGGAGAAAAUUAAACCUAGUUUGUUGACAUCCUUCCUCUUGUGGCUCCCUCUAACUACCAUGGAUGCUUCUGGAAUGUUUUUCAGUUUCGGGGCAGAGUGUCCUGUAUUCACAAGUCUUAGAUUGAACUGGAAUCUUUUACCUCCUGCUUUGCUAAAGACUUUUAGGUGCCUUCUGAUUGGCUGUGGCAAUGGUAGUUACUACCUGAGUUAACCUCUUUUCUGGGCCCUGAGCCAAAAACAAUGCAUGAUGGGUGAAGUCCAGCAAAGGUGCAAAGGAUGGGAAUCAUUAGCUGAUGGUAAAGAUGCCACGGUCAAGGGAACAAAGCUCAGUGUUAAGGUGGACGGCUGUUGAAGACGACGAUGUGAAGUCAUCCUCCCUUUUCCUCCUUCCAAAAGCUGGUGUUGGGAAUCUGAAAUUCUGUGUAAUUUUUGUUACAAUUGUGGUAAAAUCUUAUCAUCUGAAUAGCAUAAAUAAACCAGAGUGUACUGCA